GUUGCUAUUAUUGACACAGCAGGUGCCUCUGCCUUUGACAGAUUGCGUCCAUUUUCGUAUGAAGGUGCCACAGACGUCGUCGUAUGCUACGCCGUAGAUUCUCAUCAGUCCUUUGACCAAGUAUUGGAAAAGUGGGUCCCUGAAGUUCGAUUUCUGUGUGCGGAUUGUCCUCUUUCGUUGCUGGCAACAAAGAGUGAUUUACGAGCAGAUGAAACGGUUAUUUCUCGUCUUGCAAAUCUUGGACUUGCUCCUGUUACGACAGAACAAGGUCGUCAACUGGCUGCUUCUAUUCAUGCAGAUGCCUACUACGAAUGUAGUGCAAAGCUAGACGACAAUGUUAUGGGGUUCUUUCAA
Molecule: messenger RNA, 354 nt
Organism: Batrachochytrium dendrobatidis JAM81
Lineage: Eukaryota; Fungi; Chytridiomycota; Chytridiomycetes; Rhizophydiales
Exons: 2
Biological process (GO): small GTPase-mediated signal transduction
Cellular component (GO): cytosol
Molecular function (GO): GTP binding; protein kinase binding; GTPase activity
Source: RefSeq, a predicted model, not a curated record